This is a messenger RNA of Aspergillus homomorphus CBS 101889, 1758 nucleotides long. Its product is annotated as putative acyl-CoA oxidase. The transcript has 7 exons. Gene Ontology annotation, molecular function: fatty acid binding; FAD binding; acyl-CoA oxidase activity. The coding region runs from base 1 to 1758 and encodes 585 amino acids. The record is from RefSeq and is a predicted model, not a curated record. Gene Ontology annotation, cellular component: peroxisome. Gene Ontology annotation, biological process: lipid homeostasis; fatty acid beta-oxidation using acyl-CoA oxidase. NCBI's taxonomy places the organism in Eukaryota, Fungi, Ascomycota, Eurotiomycetes, Eurotiales, Aspergillaceae.
AUGCCGGUACCGAAAUCAGACCUCAUUUCUGCGGAGUCCGAGUGCCGUGCACUCUACGAUCAGAUAUGGCAUCAGCCUUCCCCGAGUCUGGGACUGGCGCAGUCGGACCUAAUGAGUCCUGCUUCAUCCUCUUUGACUCUCGAGGAACGGACGCGGCUCACAUAUCAAAGAGCAAGGGCUUUGGCGAAAGCACACAGGCUGACUGUGAAGGAUGUGGCGUACUUGACCCCGGAUUUCUGGAGGUUACACACCGACAUGCUCGGUGCUCUGGACGGUGGUGCAAUCACCUUGAUCAGCAUCCAGUACAAUCUUUUCGUUGGCACAGUCGCUCCUUUUGCUGUUACAAGGCCGGACUUGGCAUUGACCUUGCAACAGGCGAUGGAGUUCGAUAUCUCCGCACAAUUCAUGCUUACCGAGGUCGGGCAUGGAUUGGAUGCGCGAAACCUCGAGACAACGGCGACACUUCUGCCAGAAGGCGGGUUUGAGCUGCACACGCCGACAAUGGCUGCUGCUAAAUGCAUGCCACCGACAACACCUCGUAGUGGCCUUCCCACCCUUGCGGUUGUCAUAGCCCGACUCAUCGUCGAAGGAGAGGAUCGAGGUGUUAGAGCGUUUCUUGUUCCGCUGACAGACGGGACCCAGAUGUGCACGGGUGUCACCUCAAAGGCACUUCCCCCUCGGACGGGCGCUCAACCGAUCGACCAUGCUUUGACAUACUUCAACCGUGUGCAGCUGCCAUUUUCCGCUCUGCUGGGUAGUCUCGAAAAGCCACGCAAUGAACGCGACGAAUUCCUUAAGACCAUUCAUCGCGUGUCUGCAGGGACACUUUUCCUGUCGAGUGGGUGCAUUCCGCUCCUCAAAAUGGCCAUUUACAACGCCAGCAAAUUCAGCUUCCGACGAAAAAUCCUGGGCCACGAUGGACAGCCAAUGCCUGUUAUCCGGUUUCGCACUCAGCACCUUCCCAUCCUUCACGCCAUUGCACGAGUCUAUGUUCUCCAGGCGUUUUUGAUUCAGGCUGCAAUGGGAUUUCGCGACCCGAAGGCAGAUCCGCGAGUUCGUCAUGCCAUUGCAACAGCGUUCAAAGCAGUUGCUAUCCAGAAUUUUCAGACAAGCAUAAAAGCUCUGAACGAAGGUUGCGGCUGGCAUGGAUACUAUGAGCGUAACCAGAUACUCCAAGCCGAACUUGAGUUUCGUGCAGUGGGAACAGCUGAGGGCGAUAUCAGAGUCCUUGCUAUUCGUCUCGCAAGCGAGCUUCUGAUUGGCCGCUAUCAGGUUCCACCCCCAAAAUACCCCGACAGUCUUUUAGCGCAGCAUGAAGCAGGCUUAUUCGCAGAAGCGAAAGCGUCGCUAAAACUUAUUGGCGGAAUCCAUCGGAGCGAGGCGUUCAACCGAACCAUCCUCCCCCUUGCCUUGCCGCUGAUCCAGGCUAUAGGGUAUCGUAUGGCGAUGGAAGCCGCCAUCGACGUUGAUAUCGAUUCCAAACUGCGGGGCCUAUACCAAGCUGGAGUUAUCAAGGAGAAUUCCGCUUGGUUUACUGAGCAGGGAGGUCUCAGCCGAAAGCAGCAACAGGAGAUGGAGUCUCAAGCGGCAGAUGCAGUUCUGCCAAAACUCGAAGAGUUGGUGGAGAGAGCGGGAGCACAGUCGUAUUGCACUGCUCCUAUGUCGUCCGACAUAUUAUGGGAUGAUUUUGUUGACGAGUUGGAGACUUUCUCCGGUAAUGGGGUCUGGAACACACAGCACCUCACAGCGAGUGGUUAG